CUAAGGGUUUGCUACCAGCCACUGAUCUUCACAAGAAGAAGUGAAGGAAGAAACGGCUGUAGAGCUAGCUUGUUAGCAGCCUGUAUCUAACUAAAUAUGGCUGCUGUGCUUCCCGUCAGGCCGCCCUGCGACAGCAACCCCGCCACUCCCGGAGCACAAUCCAUAAAGGAGGAUGUAACAGAAGAAGAGUCCAAUGAUGGAAGCCAACCUCCCAAAAGACGGAGGAUGGGUUCAGGGGACAGCUCCAGAAGCUGCGACAACUCCAGCCAAGACCUCGGCCCGACAUAUUUCCCAGCAGAGAAUCUGACAGAGUACAAGUGGCCGUCAGAUGACAUGGGAGAGUAUUACAUGCUGCAGGAGCAGGUCAGCGAGUAUCUGGGAGUCACCUCAUUCAAGAGAAAGUACCCUGAUAUGGAGAGGAGAGACUUGUCCCACAAAGAGAAGCUUUACCUGCGUGAACAGAAUGUCAUCACUGAAACACAGUGUACUCUGGGUCUGACAGCUCUGCGGAGUGACGAGGUGAUAGAUCUGAUGAUAAAGGAGUAUCCAGCCAAACACGGAGAGUAUUCAGUCAUACUACAGGAGAGAGAGCGACAAAGAAUAGCUAAAGAGUACUCUCAAAUGCAGCAGCAGAAUCCUCAGAAGGUGGAGGCCAGUAAGGUUCCUGAGUACAUAAAGAAGGCAGCGAAAAAAGCUGCAGAGUUCAACAGUAACUUCAACAGGGAGCGUAUGGAAGAGAGGAGAGCUUACUUUGACCUCCAGACACAUAUCAUCCAGGUGCCUCAAGGAAGGUUCAAGGUGCUGGCUCCAGAGCUGACCAGGACGGGGCCUUACCCUGUGGCUCUUAUACCAGGACAGUUCCAAGACUACUACAAAAGGUAUUCUCCCAAUGAGCUGCGAUAUCUGCCGCUGAACACAGCUCUGUUUGAACCUCCACUGGAUCCAGACCUCCCAGCACUGGACUCAGAGCCCGACUCGGACGACGCAGAGGAUGGAAAAGAUGAAAAAAAGAAGAACUCAUCUGACAGUUCUUCAGGCAACACAUCAGACGUGGAGAGCCAGGAGGGAGGCGGACACAAGUCCAAGGCCAAAGACAGAACAUCCACCCCAGGCAAAGACGGCAGCGUGCGCCACUCAGCCUCCCACAAAGCCACCCCAGGGUACAAGCCUAAGGUCAUUCCCAAUGCUAUAUGUGGCAUUUGCCAGAAGGGUAAAGAGGCCAACAGGAGAGGCAAACCAGAGGCUCUCAUUCACUGCUCCCAAUGUGAUAACAGUGGCCACCCGUCCUGCCUGGACAUGAGCACGGGGCUGGUGAGUGUGAUCCAGACGUACCGUUGGCAGUGUAUGGAGUGUAAGACCUGCACCGUGUGCCAGCAGCCCCACCACGAGGACGAGAUGAUGUUCUGUGACAAAUGUGAUCGAGGUUACCACACGUUCUGCGUGGGCAUGGACUCCAUACCCAAUGGGCAUUGGGUUUGUGAAGUCUGCAGCAAAUCUAUUACCACACCCAAGAAGAAGGGAGGAGCCAAAACGCCUAAGAAGUCAAAGUCAGCUCAAAAAUGAUCAUCAGCAUCUUGAACCACAAAACGUUGACCAAAUUCCACACAAAUGUACUGUCAUUAUUUCAGUCAUUUACAGAGGCCGGAACAUUUUAAAAGACUGAAUCAUUAUCAUUAAUCUCAAAAGCUUGGAGAAUUAUUGAAAAACCCAGAUUAUGAUCCAGAAAUUAACAAAAUUGUCGCCCUCCUGUCAAAUACCAACAAUCAAACAUAAGAUCCUCACCUGCUGUUACUCUUAACUGAGAGGGUCUUUAAAAAGGGACAUGAAGAUAGAUUUGAAUUCUUAUUUCCCAUCUUCAAGACAAAGUGAAAUGUUUGUGAUUAUAGCUCUAAAACCCCAGAUUAGGCAUUAAAAUAGCAUGAAUUUAGCAUAGCAGCUCUGCUCUGAAAUGUUAGACUGACUGAACCUCAGACAGUUAUCAUCCAGAUGUUCUGCACUACAUCAUGUUAACUACUAACCACUAACGGCAUCAAUGUGUCCAUUAAACCAAUGAAUCCUGUAGUUUCUUAACAUUCCUGCAGAAACAAACUCAUGGGAAAUUGUUUCAGUUCAGCAAAUGGUGAUUUUGAUUCUGUACUACUGAAACGAUCAUGGUUAUCAAGAGAUUGCUGAUCAAUACAUUUUGUAUGUUUUUUUGUGUCUCAUAAACUUGAACUUAAUGAGGCAGGCCAGUAAAGAGCCGUUCUAUUUAAACACAGUCUUGUCUUACAUAUGAUGACAUGGUGCUUGUGAGCUGUUGUGAUGAAAUGUAACGGACACUGGCUGUGUGACCUCAUGAUGGCUGCAGCUGUUUUCAGGUAUUUAUGUGUGAGUUUUGUUUAUCAGAACAAAAUAUCUCAACCUUUCACUGUUGAUAAUGUAACCACUCAUUGUGAUAACACAGUCACGAUAGAACUGGCAUCUAGCAAUUACAAUCAUUCAACUGAUGGUUUUGCAAUCACCUUAAAAUAUGUUGGGUUUUUUUUAUCAUGUUUAUCUUUUUUGUGUUAUCCUGCAAUGAGCAGGUUGUUUGAGGAAUAUUUGUUGCUAAUAUUGUCAUAGUCACUGAAUUCAGAAGUGGGUUUUUUUCAAUAAAAGCAACUUUAAAAAAGUUA
This is a messenger RNA of Hippoglossus stenolepis (Pacific halibut), 2654 nucleotides long. It is a transcript of the gene phf10, whose product is annotated as PHD finger protein 10. NCBI's taxonomy places the organism in Eukaryota, Metazoa, Chordata, Actinopteri, Pleuronectiformes, Pleuronectidae. The transcript has 12 exons. Bases 97 to 1563 code for a protein of 488 amino acids. Gene Ontology annotation, cellular component: npBAF complex. The record is from RefSeq and is a predicted model, not a curated record.